Molecule: messenger RNA, 2325 nt
Organism: Aplosporella prunicola CBS 121167
Lineage: Eukaryota; Fungi; Ascomycota; Dothideomycetes; Botryosphaeriales; Aplosporellaceae
Exons: 1
Coding region: 290-2032 (580 amino acids)
Source: RefSeq, a predicted model, not a curated record
GACCGUAUAUAUAUCUCAGAGCAGCCCUGGCCGCUCUUCUUCCAUCUCAUCAACCAUUCAUCCAUCAGCAAUUUCAUCAAGCUCAAGCGCUGCCCAAUUACCACCAUCAUUGUCUUUACACUGCAAUUACUAGCAAUCCGACUACCACAACAUCUCCCACUGUCAUUAGCCGCAGCGCUAGCUCUUUUGUCAUCGGACGACGUCGACACCUGCAUCGAGCUAGUCGUCACACCCAGUGCUUUCGUUACUGAAACCACAAGCAACAAACUACACGAGGAAGGAAGAAAAGAUGAAGGGAAUCAAGCGUGCAACAGGGAAUAAGCUCAAAAGGCUUGGAAAUAGGUGGGCACCAGAUCGGACGGUUCCUCCAAACACCAACCAGGACGAAGACAACAACAAGACACCCAGAACAAAUGUAACCGAGGAAGACAACAGAAGGCCUAGAACACCGCGAACCCCUGAGGCUCGGGGAUCCACUGGAAAUACGCCCCGCCAGUCCGUCGGACGGCCACCCAUCGUGUUGCCAGUCCUCAUGGUCGACGUAGACACAGGCGCUGUCACAUAUGCCCCCAUAGGAACCCAGCCACCACCGCCCCCUCCGGGACAACAGUUCAUUCAGGCACCACCGCCCGGUCAACAGCAACCCGGUCACCAACAGCCCGUUCAGCAGGGACAAAAUACAGGACAGAUUGCUCAGGAAGCCGUAGCCGGAACACAACAAACUCCUGGAAACCAACCUCGGCCUGAAGACGAAUACCCUCCUGAAGAAAACCAUCCUCCUAAAAACCAAGACCCUCGUAGAGACCCUCCUGGUGGUGGAGCCUCUGGCGGGACUUCAUCUGGUGGCGGCACUUCUUCUGGCUGGGGAGGCACUUCUGGCGGUGGUGCCACUUAUGGUGGUGGAGCCACUGGUGGCAGUAGAGCGCCUACUCAAGGCGGAAGUGGUCGUACCGGCGCAGCAUACGAGGCAGAAACCACAGCCCCCAUCACCGAGGCGACCAACCAGUCUUCUUCGAUAGGGCAGAAAGGGAACAAGCCCAUGCAGAAGAAGGCCCAACGCGAAGCUCGGAGGGACCGCAGAGCCGCUGCCUCCAAUACUGGUGAAGGGCCUUCCAUCGGCUCCACAACCAAUUCACCCAGAAGACCUCGACAGAACUCUGCACCCACCGACGACAAGACUGGUGCCGGCUCUGCCACAGGCACCAAUGUCUUCCAGCCUCCUCGCGGUAUAAAGCUGGCGAAAACUCAGCAAGUGACGGACUCAAGACCCUCGCCUCCGCACACAUAUGUAAGUUUUCCUCCGUUUGAGGACGCGGUUCAUGAGAAAGAGGACUCGACGAGGGCUGACCGUGGUGGUCCGGUGUCUAAGAACCCGCAUGGGGUCCUGAGGCUAGACCAAGGAGGACCAUAUCCACCGCCGCCGCCGUUCAAGGCAACGCUAGCCACGAACGAGGAAAUUCGCAUGUAUGCGAGCAACGUCAUCAUCAUGGAUGCAGAGAACGGCGCGGUGGAGGCUGCCCUUGAAGCCGCUGCCGAAUCAGGCGUAACCAUUCCGCCUUCUCAAUUGGCUUCGGAGACGACGCCCUUGCCCCCGCCCGAACCCCCUCCCACGUACGCUGCUGCGCGCGCCGAGGCAGAAGACAAUGUCGACUUUGCGGUCGCGGGCUUUGAGAACAUUGACCUUGCCACGUUCGAACGCCGCGAGACCGAGGCAGCAGCUCAGGCCGAAGCAGCUCAGGCCGAGGCAGCCCGGACAGAGACCGCACAGACCGAAGCAGAAGCAGAUCCGACGCCAGGACCGCCUCCUGCAGAGCUCGUGGCACUGACGGAGCUUGCAGCUGGUAUGGGACCGGCAGCAAGAUCAGCGGCGGCACAGAUACUCGCGCACCAAGGGCCUUCUGUGUCUGUUGUCGGAGGCACGACGGAGACGGGGUAUGCGUACAACCGUUCCUUGGAGGAGAUUUCGGAGGCAGCGGAGGAUGCUGAUGACGAGGCAACGCUUGUGGAAGGGAGGACUGCGAGCAGGUGUUGAUGGCGAAAGACUAUUUGGGUCUGGGUUGUGUCUGGGGACUGGAAGACGGGUUUACUAGGUGUUUAGGAUGGGUGUAUGAAGGAUGGCAGGAGCAGGGAUGGGAUGCCUGCAGCCUGAGCGCGUGGGUUGAAGUAUACGUAUAGGUGUUCUUGCGUUAGUCUUAAUGUUGGUGUUGGCAAUUCAUACAACUCGUUGAGUUGUUGACAUGAUACGUACUGGACAAUUCAUGUCUCUUGACUGCUACAGCCAGCCAUCGAUGCUUUCGUGCUCUUGUUCCCACUCACACGCCCUAC